Seminavis robusta is the source of this 1803-nucleotide messenger RNA. The record is from the annotation of a GenBank genome assembly. Lineage: Eukaryota; Bacillariophyta; Bacillariophyceae; Naviculales; Naviculaceae.
AUGGCGGAAGAGGCCAAGGCACAGAAGGGAGCGGACCCAAACGCUGAAUGUCGAGACAGCUGCAUUGCAGCAAGUGAAUCCAAGGAAAGCAGAGAGCCUGACCUGGUCGACGAUAUCUCAAAUGCCACCACUACCACAGCUCAUGGAGAAUAUCCGAAAGAUGUAGCAAUGGCACCGCCACCGGAUAAAGGCAAGGGGACCAUUAAUCCCAGCAGUAAAAGCGACAUGAAGCUUCCAUCAAGAAUGGGGCCUACCGAUGGCAGUGGAUUCUUCCAUCAAGACAUUCAGGAGCUGCCAGAAACCCCAAUACGCCAACGUUCGGCAGCCUCGUCGAUACCGGGAGCGCAUGCCGUUGUCACCCACCGACCCUUCUAUACUACCAGUCCAUCAUCCGACAUCAUUAUGACUACUACUUCCAAUCAAGCGGCAUUGAGCCAAAGUGCUGCCCCAGAAUCCCAGCCAAUUGAAGUGCUCGAGGCUCAUGUUGUCUCGGAUCAUGAUGACAAUGACGACAAUUUCUAUCGGAAUAAUGACGCGGAAAGCAACAAUAUCCAACCAAACGACUUGAAUGAUGGGUUGGAACAAACAGACGAAGUUCUGGAAGGAACUAUUCUUACAAAAAAUCCUGCGCCAAAAGAAGAAGAGGAAACGGAAGAAAAGAAAGUUGUUUUGUGGUUUUUGGCAACAUGCGCCAUUGGAGCAUUGGUUCUAAUGCUGGUAUUCCUGCUAGGGCCUACUACUGAAUCAGCUGAUGACAACCUCAGCGAGAGUAUGAUGACCAGCAGUAGCACUGUUGUUGCAGCUCCACUGCACUAUCCACCAUUCAUCGACGGCCUUCCACAAAUGGUGACCACUGCCAUGGAGGAGGAUUUGACUAGCUCUUUUCGUAGAGCCAACAAUUGGAUGUGGAACGACCCACACCUGGAUACUUACACCCCCCAACGACAACUGCAGAGGUUCUUUCUGGCAGUCAUGUACUAUGCUACCAAUGGUGAUUCUUGGAUUAGAAACGAUGACUGGUUGAGCUAUGACAUUUCGGAAUGUGAGUGGUAUUCCCAAAGCACCUACGAGGAAGGCAUCAGCAAGUACUACGAGCCCCAUGUUUGUGACGACAACAAAAACCAACAAGGUGAUGAACCAAACAACAAUAGAGUCGUUAUCAACCUGAGCUUGGCUUCCAACAACCUGACUGGAUCCUUCCCAAUUUGGCAUGCUGCCUUUAUUCCUGGGCUCCGCAUAUUGGAUCUGGGGCACAACCACAUUCAAGGAUUGCUCCCCAUUAUUGCCGCCACUCCCGAUCUGGAAAUAUUUGUGAUUUCCAACAAUGACUUUGAAGGAGCCGCACGAAUGUCUCACAUAGGUGGCGUUUUUGAGAGCCUCAAAGUCUUGCGGCUGGAUGGCACAAAGAUACGAGGCCAUAAUGGAGGUGCCAUGAUCUAUAUUCUUCCAAGAGAUUUGGAAGUGUACAAUUUCACGGGGAUACCAUUUGAUGGCAUAAUAUGGCCACAAUACGGGAUGCUCCAACAGAUGGAGUACUUGGGCCUGGGUCACUCGGAUGCGGUUGGAACCAUUGCUACAGAAUUGGGGCUUGUAACCGCAUUGGUAGGACUCGACAUGAGCAGUUUGCCCCAUGUCUACGGCACCAUUCCCUCAGAGUUUGGGCAACUGACCAAUCUGCAGCUUUUGGAUCUUUCCGAUACUCCCAUUACAGGAACCAUACCGGAACAUCUUUGUACGAGGGUGAAGGAAGGGUUGCUCAGCAUCCCUGCCAACUGUAGCUUGCUGCACUGCUGUGACGAAUGA